UUUUGACAGAAUGUGAAUACUUUUUCACGCUGAAAUUACCGUAUUCAUCCAGAGAAAAAGCCAUGUCUUCAACACAAACUGUAACUCAAGGAAAACUUCAAAACUCCAGAACUCACGACUACCUUUAUGAUCCACUGUACACAUUAUCAAGUGAUAGAGACCAUGCAAGAGCAACGUUUAAGGCGCACACUGGGACAGAUAGAAUUAAACGAGUUCCACAUUUCAAGACAAUGUUCAGUGACCUGCGUCACUAUCCAAGAUACAGCAUCCACCUGGAGGUGACAGACCCUGUGCCUAAGUUCAUACCACGACAGUGGAGGGGAUAUGCUGAUCAAGAUAGAGAAGCUCUCAUCAGAUACACCAAGUUCAACUAUGAUCCAUCAGUUCAAGUUCCUCCUAAACAUCAUGAGAAAGUGCAUGUUUCUGGGACAGACCGAUAUAAGUUUUUCCGCAGGCCAAUUAUUCCAUUUUUGCAGCAAGUUCCUCCAGAUGUUCUCUUGCAGUCAUCUAAAAUGGACCCCUUAGCUGCCCCUGAAAUGGAAGCUGAAAGGCCACCCACCCCAGCUACACGCACAGUAGAAGUACAAACUGAUUACAGAGACAGUGAGACACAAACAGACCCAUAUACUCCAGAGUAUGUUGUACGACCAGGUUCACAACCUGAGCUGCUCACACUGGCUACUCUUUCAUAUGGUCAUGGCUUGCCAGCCGGACUAGCGGAAGUAGAGAUGAUUGAAAGAGCAAGGGCCAAACGAGCAUGGGAGGCAACACUUCCAGCUCUGAAUGACACAGAAAAUCUUGAAAAGAGAAAGCGAAUGAUGGACGAACAAGAACGAAGAGAGUGGUCAUUCAGAGAACAAGAAAUUGAGAAGUCAAACAAGCAACAAGAAAAAGAUAAGAAAUUUCAAAGAAUUCAAACGGAGCAUAUCAAAACUGUGAGAAAGUUAAAUGAAAAAAGACGUACAGUAGAAGGCAAACUGGAGCGACGAGACAUAGUGCGAGACUAUUCUAAGUUCGACUCUCAGACAUAUGCUCCUAUGUCUCGUGUGGGAGUAUUCGUGGACCGGGGAUCUGAACAGUAUAAUGUGAAGAGCUUCCAUCUGAACACCUAUCAGGGCCUUCUUGAGCUAGAGGCUUCACUCCCAGACUUUGUGACGCAGCCCCGGAUUCAGGCUCCGAAGCCAAAGUCCAGCGGCAAGGGAGGCUUUGUCAAAAGGAAGCAGCGACGUCAGAGGGAGCUGGAAGAGGUGGCGAAUGCGAUUGAGUUAGCGAAGAAACCGCCAGAGCCUGAAAAACCUUUGAAGUUUUUGGUGAAGGUGGAGAAACCGAUACCGCGCCCCCCGACCCCAUCAGUGCAAGUUCCAUCCCAGCUUGAAGAGGAACAGGAGCUCGCAUUAAUAUUCUUGCAGAAAGUUAUUCGUGGUCGUGCCAUUCAAAAUAUGAUGUUUGAAGGAAAGGAGAAGCGUUUGGAGUUGAUUCAAGAGCUACGCAGUACGCAUGCGCUGCAAGAAGCUGGGCAGGUAGAAAAGAGAAAUGAGCGACAAGCUGUGUUGAGCUUGCAGAGGCAGAGGAGACUGGAUACUAACAAGGAAUCUUUUGUGGAAGAAGCCCUAGCUCAGAUGGAAGGCUCGACCCUUGCAGACAUGUUUGAUUUCUUGAGUAAGGAGCUGAUUCGACUUCAGGAAGAGAGAAGAAUCCAUGCUUUUGCCAUGUUGGCUGAACGACAACGAAGGAUUCGUGAAGCCGAAGAGGGCGGACGAAGACAACUUGAAGAGAGACGGCGGCGCGAAGAAGAUGAGAUUUUCAAACAGGUUGUCAAGGUUCAUCAGUCUACUGUUGAUACGUACCUUGAGGAUAUCAUUAUGGGAGCCAUCGACAAAACGGCCGAAGAACAGGCUCGUAAAGAAAUCCAAGACCAAGCAGAGAAGAUCAACCAAAUUGCUUACGACAUGGAGAAAACCCGAACCAGACUUCAAUCUGAAGAAAUUGUUGCCGAGCUGGUCACGUCAUUCUUGUUGCCAGAAGUGCAGAAAAUCACCAUGAGAGAGAACGUGAAGAGAAGCCAAAGGAAACAUCUUCUUGCAGCUCAUAGGAUUAUCCAUGGCGAAACAGAGCCUGUUAUGGAACAGUAUCCGCAACCAGAGCCUCCGAUGGAAGUAAAACAACCAGAGAAACAACCUGACGAACCGGUGGAACCUGAAAGGCCACCUUCAGGGCAAGUGUCAUCCCGACCGCCUUCGGGUCAAAAGCCGUCGUCUCGACCUUCGUCGAUGAAAUCUUCGCCUUCGAGACCGGUAUCCGGAAAAUCACACAAAUCGGACGUUGGAAGCUCUAAACAGCCAUCUCGAACAGCCAGCCCAAAGUCCGAACAAUCCUCAAGAGCAGGGUCACCAAAGACGCGCGGUUCCUCUCGUCCAAGUACGGCCAGGUCUCGGCCUCAUUCGUCUCCUUCUCGUCCCUCGCCGGAACCUUCAAACGCUACCGACGAGGCGUCAUAGAGCAUUUAAACACAAUUUUGAAAGCUAAAAUUUCAUAGACUUCCUAGUAGAGAGAAAAAAUUCAUUCGAUCAUUCCAUCUGCGCUGCUAUAAGUGAAUUUCAUGUUUUAAUUUGCCGGGUAAUAACAAUCUGUUAUGAGAGAGGAUUCAUAGAUUUUCAUCUAUAGAUCACCACCAUCGUCCUCUAAAGUACAUACUUUAGGUACUAUUCUUGUAAAUAAAACUCAUUAUGCAUAUUACGAAUUCCAAUUUCUGCUUGACUAUGUACCAUUUGUUUGGAAUUCUCACUUGGAUUUUCUAAUAAAUAGUUUUGAAUUUUAUUUUA
Pocillopora damicornis (cauliflower coral) is the source of this 2822-nucleotide messenger RNA. RefSeq names its product cilia- and flagella-associated protein 91. Lineage: Eukaryota; Metazoa; Cnidaria; Anthozoa; Scleractinia; Pocilloporidae. The record is from RefSeq and is a predicted model, not a curated record.